UUCCUGAGCAGGCUGCCAACCUCUCCGUCCUGGAUGUGGCCCGUGGAUCCGGGGCCUUACAGCUGACACAGUGACAAAAGCUGCCGAGCUUGGCGGUGGGGUAGGCGCGUGACCCACAGGAAGGAGACAUGGAGAGAGCGGGCGAGGCAUACGUGAACCGCCACGAGGAAGACGAGAUGGAAAUCUCUGGGUACAGCCCCUGCUGCUGGAAGCUGGCGCUGGUCUCGCUGGGCGCGGUGUGCAGUGCGGGGUUCCUGCUCCUCUUCCUCUACUGGCUGCCGGAGCUGAGCGUCAAGUGGACCUGCCGGGCUGUGCCCUUGCAGGAGGCCUGGGUGCUGCUGCUGCGGACCACGGACGAGUUCCGGACGUGGUCCAGGAUCCGAGUGUGUUCUCUCUAUGCCCCGGGAUCGGAUCCCCUGGGUUUCUCCCAGCUGUCGGAGAGCAAGCGCCCCCCCUACCGGGAGGGCCAGCCUGAGGACUGGGAUUGUGAAGAGGGGCUGCUGUCCCAGCCCGCCUGGGGGGAGCAGGCAGAGGUCCGCUUCUUCGUGCACCACAAUACCCGUUACCUGUGGAAUGCAGAAUCCCAGUCUUUCCAGCGGCUUCGGGCUCUGGACUCUGGGGUCCCUUUCUCUUCCCUCUACACUCUCCAUGGGUCCGGCCUCCCUCGCAGCACCCAGGACUACCGGAGGCUUUUCUACGGAGCCAACCAAAUUGACGUACAAGUGCCUUCCAUCCUAAAACUCCUCAUCAAGGAGGUGCUGAACCCCUUCUACAUUUUCCAAGCCUUCUGCGUGGUGCUGUGGUCCCUGGACGACUAUUACAUGUAUGCCUCGGCCAUCCUCUUCAUGUCCCUCAUCUCGAUCUGCUCCUCGCUUUACACCAUCCGGAAGCAAUACGUCUUGCUGCAUGACAUGGUUGCCGCCCACAACAUCAUCCGUGUGACGGUGUGCAGGGGGCCGUACGAGACGGAGGAGAUCUUUUCCACAGAGCUGGUGCCAGGGGACGUCCUGCUGGUGCCUCCUGGAGGGCUGACCGUGCCGUGUGAUGCGGUGUUGCUGAGCGGCACAGCCAUUGCUAACGAGAGCAUGCUGACCGGUGAGAGCAUCCCUGUCACCAAGACGGCCCUGCCUGACCCGGCCCGAGGCGCCAACGGGCCGCGCCAGGAUCCAGCCUACGACCCCGAAAAGCACAAGCGUCACACGCUGUUCUGCGGCACGUCCGUUAUCCAGACGCGGUACUACUCCGGUGAAGCAGUCCGGGCGCUGGUCAUCCGGACAGGUUUCUCCACCUCCAAAGGGCAGCUGGUUUGCUCCAUCCUGUUCCCCAAGCCCACCGAUUUCCGCCUGUACAGAGACGCCUACCGGUUCCUCCUCUGCCUGGUGGGGGUGGCUGGGAUCGGCAUGAUCUACUCCAUCGUCCGCAGCGUGCAGCAAGCGGAACCCGUCGGUCGUAUCCUGCUGGAAUCCCUUGACAUCUUAACCAUCACGGUACCCCCUGCGCUCCCCGCUGCCAUGACCGCUGGGGUGGUGUAUGCCCAGCGGCGUCUGCGCGAGAAGCAGAUCUUCUCCAUCAGCCCCCAGCGCAUCAACAUCUGUGGGCAACUCAACCUGAUGUGCUUUGACAAGACUGGAACACUGACCGAGGACGGGCUGGACUUCUGGGGUUUUGUACGAGCACAGGAUGGUGGCUUCCUCCCAGCGGAACAGGACCUCCGCAUGCCCGAACUGACCACCUCCUCCUUUGUGGCCGCCACAGCCGCCUGCCACUCGCUCACCACCAUCGGCGGACGACUCUCGGGGGACCCUCUGGACCUCAAGAUGUUUCAGAGUUCCAGCUUGGGUGGCGGGGGUGGCACCCCAAGCCUCGCAAACGGGGUUGUGACCCGUUGCCCAAAGGAUGGCCUGCGGGAGGCGCAGAAACGCGUGGAGCCCCCGCCCUCCUGCUCCAGGUUCCCUCAACAGGAUGUGGUCGUCCUGGAAGAGCCCACCCAGGAGGAGACGGCCCUGCAUGACCAGAUCCAGCCCACCGUCGUCCACCCGCCGGACCAGGUGCCUCCUCAAACCCCGAAGGGCACGCCGGAGGAGGAGGAGAUCAUGGAGUUGAUGAGGGUCUAUCAGAUCGGUCUCCUGGUGCAGUUCCCUUUCUCCUCAAGUCUCCAGCGCAUGAGCGUCGUGACCCGCACCCUGGGCGAGAAGCGGCUGGUGGCGUAUAUGAAGGGGGCCCCAGAGACGGUGGCCAUUCCAGAGACCUUCUCGGCCAUCCUGGAGUCCUACACGCGCCGGGGGCUGCGCGUCCUUGCGCUGGCGAGCCGGCGGCUGGAGAGCAAAUACACCUGGCACAAGUCAUCCUCUUUCCCUGCUCCUCCUCCUCCUCCUUCCCCUCUCCACGGCCCAGGAGAUAACCUCUUGACGGCCAUCUCGGUGGGGCGCGAGUGUGGCAUGAUCCCAGCCCAAGGGAAAGUGGUUUUGACGGAGGCCCUGCCCCCCAGGGACGGGCAGCCGGCCACCGUCAACUGGCAGUACGCAGAUGAGCUCCCCGUGCUGGAAACCACAGAAAAGGCCAGCAAAGAGGAGAUCAAGCUGAUGCUGGAGGAGGAGGAGGAGGAGGAAGGGGAGCUGCCCCCCGUGCCCCGGCCGGGGGUCCCGGAGGUCAGUUACCAUUUUGCCAUUGGGGGGAAGUCCUUCUCCAUCAUCGUGGACCACUUCCCGGACCUGCUGCCCAAGCUCCUGCUCUGUGGCACUAUCUACGCCCGCAUGGCUCCUGAGCAGAAGACCCAGUUGGUGGAAUCCCUGCAGAAGAUGGACUAUUACGUGGGCAUGUGUGGGGACGGAGCCAAUGACUGUGGCGCGCUCAAGCGAGCCCACGCCGGCAUCUCCCUCUCGGAGCUGGAGGCCUCGGUCGCUUCGCCUUUCACCUCCAAGACGCCAAACAUCUCCUGCGUCCCAGACCUCAUUCGGGAAGGCCGAGCGGCCCUGGUGACCUCCUUCUGUGUCUUCAAGUUCAUGGCCCUCUACAGCAUCAUCCAGUACCUGAGCGUUCUCCUCCUCUACUCGAUUCUGAGCAACCUGGGUGAUGUGCAGUACCUCUUCAUUGAUGUGGCCAUCAUCCUGUCUUUGGCCUUCACCAUGAGCCUGAACAGGGCAUGGAAGGAACUGGUCCCCCAGCGCCCGCCCAGCAGCCUGGUUUCUCCACAGCUGCUGCUCUCCGUGCUGACCCAGAUCCUACUCUCGCUGAGCUUCCAGGUGGGGGCUUUUCUCCUGGUCCAGAGCCAGCCAUGCCUGACCAACAGCACCCUGGGGAAGGCACCGGAGGAGGAGAAGGACGACGACAGCCACCACGGUGGGGAGGCCGAGGCGGACACGGUGCGGAGCUUUGAGAACACCACCCUCUUCUACAUCUCCUGCUUCCAGUACAUUGCCGUGGCCCUGGCCUUCGCCAAGGGGCGGCCCUUCCGCCAGCCCACCCAGACCAACGGUUUCUUUGUCGCCUCCCUCGUUGCCACCUCCGGGUUCCUGCUUUUCCUCCUGCUGUGGCCGAUCCCUGCUUUGGACCAGUUCUUUGAGGUAGGGAACCCCACCCCACCCCAGCCCGGCCCAGAUCCUUCCCUCCCAUGCACCACCGAGCNCCCUUCCCUCCCAUGCACCACCGAGCCAGUCCAGCUGUUGCUGGAGCUGGAUGAGAUGGCCCCCAGCUACUCCUGCCGGCGACGCGCCCCUCCCCGGGCCAAGUACAAGCGCUUGGCCCAGGAGCUGCUCUUCGACCCGGACUGGCCCCCGCAGCCCAGGACCAGCACCAAGGGCCAGGCCCCUCCCGCCGAGAGCAGCGCUUGA
Pogona vitticeps (central bearded dragon) is the source of this 3830-nucleotide messenger RNA. The record is from RefSeq and is a predicted model, not a curated record. Lineage: Eukaryota; Metazoa; Chordata; Lepidosauria; Squamata; Agamidae.